GGAGGAAAAAAAAAAAGAGAGAGAGAAAAAAAAAAUAAAGAGAGCACGGAAACCCCCCGAAGCUGCCCGUUUCUAGCGCGGGCGGAGCGGAGGUGGCCCCAGACGCUGUUCCGUGAUGGGACCCCGGGCUGCGCUUCAGCGGCCGCCGGGCUGAGGGGAGAGCGGAUCCCGGUCCUCGUCCUCAUGCCCUGUGCCGGACCGCGACCCCGUCCCCACCGCCGUUCCGUCCCGGUCCCGUCCCGUCCCCUCACACCGCCGCCCUCCGCCUUCCGGGCCGCGGGGAGGGCCGGCCUUUCCCACAAUGCUUUGUGGGACGUUGACAAGUGGAUCCAAGAUGGCGUAGAAAGUAAUGACAGGAUUUCUGUCCCUGAGUCAUGGCAGACAGAAGACCAGAGAAGGCAUGUGAACAAGCAUGUGAAUCCCUUAAGCAGCAGGAUUAUGAAGUGGCAGUGAAGCAUUGCACAGAGGCUCUCCUUUCCCUCAGCCAGUACCCCCCAGCUCACCUCCCGGAGCCCUGCCAGGCAGAACUCGACCGCAUCAAAAUCGAGACUCUUCUGUAUAGAAUUGCUUCCUUUUUACAACUUAAAAAGUAUGGGCAAGCAGAUGAAGACUGUAGGCAUGUGCUGGGAGAGGGGCUGGCCAAGGGCGAUGGAUCUCUCCGGGCAGUGCUGUGCUGCAUGCAUCUCAAAGGGAAGCUGCAAAUUGUGUCUAAUGUUCUUUCCAAAUCACUGAUGGGGGAAUCACUGAACGGGAUGGUAACUAAAGAUCUCACACGACUGAAAACACUUCUUGCUGAAACAGAGGCAGCUGGUAAAGUACCAUCAGGAUAUCAUGUAGAAGAUUUAGAAGAAGGGUCACGGGAUGGUUGGCACUUCCGCCCCCCUCCCAGGGGCGUCACCAGCAGUGAGGAGUACACACUGUGUAAAAGAUUUUUAGAGCAAGGGAUCUGCAGGUAUGGUGCCCAGUGUACUUCAGCACAUUCCCAGGAAGAGCUGACGGAAUGGCAGAAGCGUUACGCUUCCCGCUUGAUCCGCUUGAAACAGCAGAAGGAGAACAAGCAGUGCUCAGGCACUUACAUGGAAACCCUCAUCGAGAAAUGGAUGAAUUCCUUGUCUCCUGAGAAAGUGCUUAGUGAAUGUGUAGAAGGAGUGAGAGUAGAACAUAAUCCCGAGCUCUCAGUAACUGUCACCACCAAAAAGUCUCACCAGACAUGGACAUUUGCUCUCACAUGUAAGCCUGCAAGAAUGCUGUAUCGAGUGGCAUUGCUUUAUGAUGCCCAUCGACCACACUUUAGUAUCGUUGCAAUAUCUGCUGGAGACAGCACUACCCAGGUAUCACAAGAAGUUCCAGAAAACUGUCAGGAAUGGAUAGGAGGAAAGAUGGUCCAGAAUGGAAUAGAUCACUAUAUAUACAAAGUCAGUAUAGCCUUUAACACAGAAAUCUUUGGGACUUUUCGCCAAACUGUGGUGUUUGACUUUGGAUUAGAACCAGUCCUCAUGCAACGAGUGAUGAUUGAUGCUGCUUCAACUGAAGACCUUGAAUACCUGAUGCAUGCACGGCAGCAGCUCCUGACCACAGCCAAGCGCUGGGAUUCCACGUCCAAGACUAUUGUGGAGUUUGAGCCUAAUGAAACUACUGAACUGGAGAAGAGCCUUCUCACCAGAUACCAAAUCCCUCUGUCUGCUGACCAGCUGUUCACACAAUCUGUCCUGGACAAAUCAUUGACCAAGACCAACUAUCAGUCACGGCUCCAUGACCUCCUGUACAUUGAGGAAAUAGCACAGUAUAAGGAAGUUAGCAAGUUCAACAUAAAAGUGCAAUUGCAGAUUGUAGCAAGCUUCAUGCUCACUGGUGUUUCUGGAGGUGCAAAAUAUGCCCAAAAUGGACAACUUUUUGGCCGCUUUAAGCUCACUGAGACCCUCUCUGAAGACACUUUGGCUGGAAGGCUGGUGAUGACCAAAGUCAAUGCUGUUUAUUUAUUGCCUGUCACUAAAGAAAAGUCAGCACAGACCCAAGGAACCAAAGAGAAGGUUUAUGAAGCAGCUAUCGAGGAGAAGACAAAGGAUUAUAUCUUCUUGAGGGUAUCCAGGGAGUGCUGUGAGGAGCUGAACCUUCGGGCAGAUUGUGAAAUGCAGGUUGAGCUUCAGUUCCAGUUGAACCGGUUACCCCUCUGUGAAAUGCAUUAUGCCUUGGACAGGAUUAAGGACAACAGCAUUUUGUUUCCAGAUGUCAGCAUGACUCCCACCAUACCCUGGAGUCCCAACAGGCAGUGGGACGAGCAGCUGGACCCGCGGCUGAACGCGAAGCAGAAGGAGGCUGUUCUGGCCAUCACCACCCCGCUCUCCAUCCAGCUGCCCCCCGUUCUUAUCAUCGGUCCCUAUGGGACAGGAAAAACCUUCACUCUGGCUCAGGCAGUCAAGCACAUCCUCCAGCAGCAGGACACCAGCAGGAUUCUCAUUUGCACCCAUUCUAAUAGUGCUGCUGACCUCUACAUAAAGGAUUAUUUACAUCCAUAUGUAGAAGCAGGCAAUCCCCAGGCAAGACCUCUCAGGGUAUAUUUCCGAAAUCGCUGGGUAAAGACUGUUCACCCAGUUGUGCAUCAGUACUGUUUGAUUUCAAGCACACAUUCCACCUUUCAGAUGCCACAGAAAGAAGACAUUCUUAAGCAACGAGUAGUAGUUGUUACUUUAAAUACAUCACAAUACCUAUGUCAGCUGGAUCUUGAGCCAGGGUUUUUUACACACAUUCUGUUAGAUGAAGCUGCUCAAGCUAUGGAGUGUGAAACGAUUAUGCCUCUAGCAUUAGCUAAUAAAAACACAAGAAUUGUCUUGGCUGGAGACCAUAUGCAGCUCAGUCCUUUUGUCUACAGUGAAUUUGCCAGGGAGAGAAACCUUCAUGUUUCCCUGCUCGACCGGCUCUACGAGCACUACCCUGCCGAGUUCCCGUGCAGGAUCCUGCUCUGUGAGAACUAUCGCUCCCAUGAAGCAAUCAUCAAUUACACAUCCGAACUUUUCUAUGAAGGCAAAUUGAUGGCAAGUGGAAAGCAGCCAGCACACAAAGAUUUCUACCCUUUGACUUUCUUCACAGCACGUGGAGAAGAUGUGCAAGAAAAAAAUAGUACAGCUUUUUACAAUAAUGCAGAGGUGUUUGAGGUGGUGGAGCGCGUGGAGGAGCUGAGGAGGAAGUGGCCAGUGGCCUGGGGCAAGCUGGACGACGGCAGCAUCGGGGUGGUGACCCCGUACGCUGACCAGGUGUUCCGCAUCCGCGCCGAGCUGCGCAAGAAGCGCCUGUCCGACGUCAGCGUGGAGAGGGUGCUCAACGUGCAGGGAAAACAGUUCAGAGUUUUGUUCCUCAGCACAGUACGAACACGGCACACAUGCAAGCAUAAGCAAACUCCAAUUAAAAGGAAAGAGCAGUUACUGGAGGAUUCAACAGAAGACUUGGAUUAUGGUUUUCUGUCUAAUUACAAACUUCUCAACACUGCCAUUACAAGAGCACAAUCCUUGGUAGCUGUGGUUGGAGAUCCUAUUGCUUUAUGUUCCAUUGGAAGAUGCAGGAAAUUCUGGGAAAGGUUCAUUGCCCUGUGCCACGAGAACGAGAGUCUUCAUGGCAUCACAUUUGAGCAGAUCAAAGCUCAGCUGGAAGCUCUGGAGUUGAAGAAAACCUACGUGUUGAACCCUCUGGCCCCCGAGUUCAUCCCGCGAGCGCUGCGGCACCAGCACUCCGCCAACCCCAGCAAGCAGCAGCAGUCACCUCCGAAGGGCAAGGUCCAUCAUCAUAACCAGAAUGACCAUUUCCCACCUGAUGGAAUUGUUCAGCCCAAUCCUUCUGUUCUAAUUGGAAAUCCUAUCCGAGCAUAUACUCCUCCCCCUCCUCCUCUGGGACCUCACCCCAAUCUGGGGAAAUCUCCAAGUCCUGUUCAAAGGAUAGAUCCACACACUGGGACAAGUAUUCUAUAUGUACCUGCUGUCUAUGGAGGAAAUAUGGUCAUGUCUGUGCCUUUGCCUGUACCAUGGACGGGGUAUCAGGGUAGGUUUGCAGUCGACCCUCGCCUCAUUACUCACCAAGCAGCCAUGGCAUAUAACAUGAACCUGUUACAGGCACACGGGCGAGGGUCUCCGAUCCCCUAUGGCCUGGGCCACCACUCCCCUGUUAGCCUGGGACAGCAGCAGCUCCCACACCAGGACAAGGAGCAGCACGAACAAACUCGAAAUGGUAAAAGUGAAAACACUGCUGGACCUGAAAUCAGUAAAAUUCGAACACCUGAGAAGAAACCUCUGGAAUCCAAGCAGGUUGAUUUAGAAGCAAACCCUCAGCAGAGAAGCCCCGAGUCCCGUUCCAGUGUUGCUUACCCCAAUGCUAAAUUCCACCGCAAAGACAACCCCAACCCCAGGCAGCUGAACCUGCACCUGACCCCGCCCCACUCCCAGUUCGCAGUUCCCAGCCGCCACUUCCAGCACCUCUCCCAGAUCCCGAGGCAGCCGUACCCUCUGCAGCAGCAGCAGCAGCAGCAAAACCUCUUAAGCCAACAGCAAAAUCACUUGCCUGAACAGCCCAACCAAAUGCCACCCCAGCAGAGCCAGGUAGUUCAGCAGCAUAAUCACUUGAACCAGCAGCCUCCACCACCUUCGCAGCUUUCCCCUGCUUUCCAGGCAGGCCCCAGCCAGUCCUUUUUUAAUAAUCCCAUUCCCCACCGACCACAUUCUCCUGCUGUAGAUGCUGUGAUUUCAGAACAACACCCCCCACCUCUGUUACAAGAAGUCAAUAAUCCUUUGAGGCCUAUUGCACAGCACAACCCAGUUCUGCCAACCCACUUGAACAACUUCAUUGAAGAGAAUCCAUCAGGAAUGCCCUUAGGGGACACUUUAGAUCGUAUGCAUGGAAAUGUAGCUUUGGAAACAAUAAGGCAGCAACAACAAGCCAGGUUACAGCAAUGGAAUGAACAUAAUGCCUAUCUCAGUCAAGGCACUAUUCCAUAUCAACACCAUCACCAUCCUCAUCUACCACAUCUUCCUCAGCAACCAAUUGGAUUACAUCAACAGCAGCAAGUUAGGGCAAACUGGAAACUUGCCAGUAAUACAGAAGAUGAAACAGAGGCAACAUAUUCAAGAUUCCAGGAGCUGCUCCGGGAGCUGUCGCAGCGCGAUCCCAGCGAGAGCCGGGACGGCGCCGAAAUGCCGCCGCCCCAGUCGAGACUGUUGCAAUACAGACAAGUCCAGCCCCGGAGCCCACCAGCACUCCCUUCUCCUUCCUGCAACUCCAACCACAGCGCCCACUUCCCCAACUUCACCGAGAACAGCAGAGACAUUGAACUGCCCACUAACCCAGCAUUUCAGCAGCAUUUACCCCAAAUGUACAACCCCCCUUUCUCAAUGCCAUCCGAACACAUAACCCCGUCUCCCUUGAAAUACCUGCAACCUGAUGGGUCCUGGACUUACGCUAACCUGCAGCAGAAUCACCUCCUGGGGCAGGGCUUUCACUAUGGAAUACCUCCACUGCCCCACAGGUCGCAGCAAAGCCCUUUUAUACAAAUCCAGAAUCAUCAGCACGCAGUCGGUCAGGAGCCAUUUCAUCCACUCGCAUCUCGAGCAGUUUCUGCUUCUUCGCUCCACAGCUUAGAAGAGUAUGAACCAAGAGGACCAGGCAGGCCGUUGUACCAAAGAAGAAUUUCCUCUAGUUCAGUCCAGGCUUGUUCUGAAGAAUUAAGCACUCCUCAAGACAGUCUUGGUCAGUGUAAAGAGCUUCAGGACCACAGUAACCAGUCAUCCUUCAACUACUCCUCCCCUGAGCUGUGGGUGAACUCCUCCUCCUCUGCCCCGUACCCAAACAUUCCAUGCAACGGAGCCAGCAGAGCCGUUCCCCCCCGGGAGCUGCUAGCUCCCCCGAAGGCGGCCAAGCCCCCGGAGGAACACCUGAAGGCUGAGAACAUCCAGCUCUCCAACUCCUUCAACUACAACGUGCUCCAGCAUCUGGGCCAGUUCCCCCCUCUGAUGCCCAACAAGCAGCUGGUGGAGUCCAACAGCAGCAGCCCCCAGCCCGCGGGCGGCACCAAACCCGUCAUGUCCUACGCCAGCGCUCUGCGGGCUCCCCCCAAGCCCAAACCUCCUCCUGAGCAGACAAAAAAGAACAGCGACCCCCUGUCCUUGUUUCAGGAACUUAGCCUAGGUAGUUCAUCAGGUAGCAAUGGCUUUUAUUCCUAUUUUAAAUAAUCAGAUUAUUUUUUUUAGAGAGAAUUUAAUUUUUAUUUGUGUCGGUAGAUCUAAGAUAGUUGGGGCUUCACCUGUAGUUGCAAAUAUUCCCUUUGUUUAUAUUGGUAAAUAUAUCCUCACUUAAUUGCUUUGCUGCUAGACUUGCAACUAAUUUUUUUUUAAUUAUAUUCCAUUAUUUUGCAUUUUUUGAUGUGGGUCGGGUUUUUGGAAGCUUUUCUGUAGGAAGACACACACGUGUUAUUUUUUAAUUUGUGUAAUGUUAAUUAUAUGUUGCAUUAAACUAGCAGCUGAGAGAUUACCUGUACAACUUGAAAAAAGGAAAAAAAAAGGAAAAAGAAAAAAAAAGGAAAAAAAAAGUUUGUCUAAAUUGUAUUUAAGAAGAUUGUAAGUAGCAUUUACAUUUAUUCAAUAACAUUAGCAUACUAUGCUGGGUUUCUGUACCAGAAAUGGCCAGUUAAUGUAAAAAUGUAUGUUAUUUCUGCUUAAAUUCAUUUAAUUUUUUUUUUUUUAAUAAAGGUGCAGCAUCUUCUAAAUAAUUUCAGUUUUAUCAGCUUUUUUGUGAAGGGAUGCUGCAUUCUCAGACUUUUAUAGUUUUAGAUUCUGUAUGAUGUGGUAUUGUAUUUUCCAUCCACUGUAGGGUAGAGUAAAGGCAUUCUUUGCAGACACCUAUGCCAUUGUUUGGAAACAUUCAGAUAAAAGUAUUGGUAUACUUUAAAAAAUAAUAAAAAAAUAGAAAAAGAAGAAAAAAAUUAACAAAAAACCCAAAAAACUCUACAUUUUAUUUUUGGACAAGCUAAUAAUAUAAGCUUGUUUGAAAAGUUAAUUUGAUAGGUUUUUUAAAUGAAUCAUGAAGCUGAAAAUAAAUUUUUAGGUAUGUUGGUGCUUAGUAGAUUUAAUAACUAUUUUAAAAAAAAUGCGUGAAUUUAGUAAAAUACUUUUUUGUUUGUUUGUUUAAUUUUUUUCCACUAUGCAUGUGUAAAUGUUUGUAAUCUGGCUUUUUCCUCCCCUCUUCUCCAGUGGUAUAAAGAAUUGUGCCGCUUUAAUUUUUUUUUUUUUUCCGGUAAAACUUUUGGUACAUUAUUUGAUGUUUACAUUAAAAUGUGACAUUAUACAAGGAAAUUCAGAUAUUUUGCUAACUGUUUUGUUUGAGGAACAUCAUUAAAGAAGAGAUUUAAUGUUUGUCAAAGCUGUAUCCAAAUUAAUCUAAAUCUUCUGGGGAUCAGAGUGGUUACCAGGUUAUUUAUCUCCGUGAACCUGGCCCUUAAGGAAUCCAGUCUGAGAAAUUAAUUAUGGGAUAUUAAAAAAAAAAAUUAAAGAAACAAAUGUGAAUGAAAAUUCAGAAGAUAAAAACUCUGUGGAUAAAGAUUUUUGGUCUUGCACACUGUCCCUGCUUUGUGGCCGGGGAGCUCCAGAGGGGGGUUGUAGAGUUUCUCCUUUAUUUCUUUUUAACCCUCCUUUUACACUUGAAAUAACUUUAAAUCUGGGAACUGGUUUACAGGGAUGAGCUGGGUGUAGUUCAGAAUUCCUCCACUUAUUACCUGUGAGAAUUGAAAUUUUAGAGCUGUGAGGGGGUGAUUUCAGAUUUUUACAGCUGUCCAUGGGACACUUUACUGUGGAGCAAUGACUCUGCUCUAUUCAAUCAGAUUUUUGCUCUAAUUACAAUCAAUCAGGUUCAUUUUUUUUGCAUUUGACUUCAUGUGUUAAGACAAGGGUCAUUAUGUAAUGGUGUUGAUUUAAACUCAGUACACUGCAGAGGUUUGCAUAUAAAUUUUUUAUUAUAAAUCUUUGCUGGGUUAUGAUUCAGAAACUUAUCUGAAAACUUUUUUUCCUUCUUUUUGCUGUAAAGCAAAGCUCGUGUAACUCCUUAAUUUAUUUCCUAAUGUUAUACCAAACAAACAAUGCUGGGGAGGGGACAGCCCCUGCCAAGUUCUGCUCAGCACUUCAGCACAGGGCAUGGAACCCAGACGACCCAAAAACGAGGAGAGGCCAAAUUCUGCAACCUUGAAUCAAGCAAAGCUGCUGUUAAAUGGGUUUUUGCCAAGCUGCUGGCUGCAGGAAUGGGAAAUUCACUGGCAGAGCUGAGGUGGGAUCCAGUGGAGGGAGGAACAGGACUGGCAGAGCAGAGAUGGAUCCAAAGCACUUCACGUCCCCAAGUCAGCAUUUUGUAAUUUCAGGGGUUUCAAAGUCACUCAGUUCUAUGGAGCAGCCUUUUGAUUCUGUUCACCAUUUAAUAUUGAAUAUUAAACUAAUAAACAUCACUUGUUAAUUUA
This is a messenger RNA of Passer montanus (Eurasian tree sparrow), 8479 nucleotides long. RefSeq names its product helicase with zinc finger (gene HELZ). The transcript is spliced from 31 exons. Gene Ontology annotation, cellular component: P granule; cytosol. NCBI's taxonomy places the organism in Eukaryota, Metazoa, Chordata, Aves, Passeriformes, Passeridae. Gene Ontology annotation, molecular function: helicase activity; metal ion binding; protein binding. Bases 375 to 6209 code for a protein of 1944 amino acids. The record is from RefSeq and is a predicted model, not a curated record. Gene Ontology annotation, biological process: regulatory ncRNA-mediated post-transcriptional gene silencing.